GCUAAUUUUGAAGUGUUCCCUCAUGAACGAUCAACACUAGUAGCGGUUACACGCCUAAACAUCAGAUGGCGCAAGUGAGUAACGACUGACAGCCGUAAAAACGGACGAAAGACGGAUUUCAGGACCAUGCUGAAGUCUGUUUCGCUUACAAACAGUCUAUAUCCGAUUUUCCUUGAAGUUAUAUAAUUUGUCUGUGUUAUGAAAGCACAUUGUUUUCAAGCGUUACAGAAUAAGCAGCUGUUAACCCGGUGGAUUUACAAAUAGCUCAAGAUGGCUUUAGUGCCCUAUGAUGAGAAUCUACUUCCUGCGCUGUCAAAACUUCACCAGGCUUCAGCUGAAUUUACUUUGGCCAAUCACAAAAUCAGACUCAGCCAGGACUGGAACCGAUUGGGUGUCGCUGCUGUGGUCUGGGAUGCAGCGGUAGUGCUCUGCAUGUUUCUGGAAAUGGGAAAGGUGGAUCUAAAAGGAAAGAGAGUUAUUGAGCUUGGAGCCGGCACAGGUUUGGUGGGCAUUGUUGCCGCUCUUCUUGGAGCCAAUGUGACGAUUACAGACCGACAACCUGCCUUGGAAUUUCUGACUGCCAACGUGCGUGAAAACGUUCCUCCCGGCCAGCAGGAGGCGGUGCGGGUAUCCGAACUUACCUGGGGUGAGAAUCUACAUUUGUAUCCCUCAGGCAGCUUCGAUUUGGUCCUAGGAGCUGACAUUGUGUACCUGGAGGAGACGUUUCCUGCCCUCCUGCAGACUCUUGAACACCUGAGCUCGGAGAACACGGUGGUGUUGUUGUCCUGUCGGAUUCGUUACGAGCGAGACGAGAGGUUUCUGAUGGAGCUGCGGCAGAGGUUCUCUGUGGAAGAGGUCUAUUAUGACUCUGAACGGGACAUUCACAUUUACAGAGCCGUGAAGAACAGGACCAACACAGAGCUAGGAAGUCCGCUUUGUGGCAGAUGAGACAGUUCCACCUGAGAGCGGUCAAUAAAGACGACACUGAGAUAUUUGUUGAGCUUUUAACAGGCUUUUAAACCCUUGUUGUCUGCUGUUAAAUGAUUUCUGAAGAUCCGCUGAUAUGGAAAAAAACAUCCUUUGAAGUUUCCGUCAACCCAAUAUUUUGUAAAAUGUCAUAAUUCGCUUUUGUUCGA
Molecule: messenger RNA, 1136 nt
Organism: Labeo rohita (rohu)
Lineage: Eukaryota; Metazoa; Chordata; Actinopteri; Cypriniformes; Cyprinidae
Gene: mettl21a
Product: methyltransferase 21A, HSPA lysine
Exons: 5
Coding region: 271-948 (225 amino acids)
Biological process (GO): peptidyl-lysine methylation
Cellular component (GO): cytoplasm; cytosol
Molecular function (GO): protein-lysine N-methyltransferase activity
Source: RefSeq, a predicted model, not a curated record